AUGGGUAGGAGGCUAGCUGUCUCCGCUGGUGUCUCCACUGCAGUCCUCUACGGCUCCCUGGCCCUGUUUGGCUCCAUCCUGCACAACGUCUUCCUGCUCUACUACGUGGAGACCUUUGUCUCUGUUUACAAGAUCGACAAGCUCUCCUUCUGGGUGGGAGAGGUGAGUGACAGUUCCUGCUUUCCAUGGGUUAUUAUAAUAGCUGUAGUUUGGAAGCUUUCUGCUUUAGACGGUGUGACAAUGACAACGGUGUUGGCUUAAGCAGAAAGACUGAUACCCUGUUUUUUUUCUGGGUUAGGGUGUUUAACCCUAGUCUGUUAUACUAACUCCUCCCUCUCUCUGCCCACACAGGCAGUGUUCCUGAUAUGGAACAGCUUGAACGACCCUCUCUUUGGCUGGCUGAGUGACCGCUCCUUCCUCAGCUCGUCACAGUAACACCUCGUUUUCUUUCCUCUCUUUCGCAAAUCAAUGGUGCCUCUCUCGCUCCCUCCCUAUUUUUAACUCUUUGUCUCUCUCUCUUUCUCUCACUCUCCCUCUCUCUAUCUUGAAAGCACGGUUGAACACCACAGUUAGUGAAAAGUGGGAGAAGUUUAUCUUUGCCGUUGCAUUAACCUUUUUUCCCUCUCCCCUCGAUUGUAGGUUUGGCUCCCAGAUCUCCAGCCCAGAGGUUGUACUAAAGCGGUUGGCGGCCCUCUCCCGGAAUGGCCCUCUGUUCGCCCUCUCUUUCCUGGCCUUCUGGGUGUCGUGGGCGCGGCCGGGCAUCCAGUUCCUGGUGUGUCUGUGCCUGUACGACGGCUUCCUCACCGUGGUGGACCUCAACCACAACGCCCUGCUGGCCGACCUGGCCGUGUCGGCCGACGACCGCACACGCCUCAACUUCCACUGCUCGCUGUUCAGCGCCCUGGGCUCGCUCUCCGUCUUCCUGUCCUACAGCGUCUGGGACAAGGGCGACUUCUACUCGUUCCGGCUCUUCUGCGUGACGCUGGCCACCGUCUCGGCACUGGGCUUCGCCGCCGCGUCGCGCCUGUUGAAGAGCCGCUUUGAGAAAGAGGCACGUCUGAGGCAGGACGAGGCGCUGGCGCUCAAAGAGUAGGUGACAUAAUCAUUCAUCGUGUAUGCCCUUGAGAAACACUCGGUUUACAUUAUGCACUGACAAGCAAGUGGUACCAGAACAACACCCAUUGUUUGUGGGUUUGCUUCCAACAACUCACUUUAUGGCUUCAAUUCAAGCCUUUCAUCUUUCUACCCUGUGGUGUCUAUGCCAGCCUUGGCCAGGGAGGGAUAUUGCUUGCUAAUGGGAUUUUUAAAGAGACUGUAGUGGAAUUGUGAGCUAAUAACAUUGAUGCACAUUCUGCACACACUCAUACAGUCUAUCUGGCAGGGAGAUGAACGUAACACUUGCUCAGGUUACAGACUCAAUCCCCUCGGUAGUGUGUGUUGUUACACUGAUUGUCCUUUCACUAACCCCCCCCCUCUCAGGUUGUGUAUUGGCCAGAGCCCUCUGACCCAGCAGGAGAAGCCAGUCACUCUAGGAGAGUAUCUAAGGCAGCUCUCCAAGCACAGAAACUUUAUGUGGUUUGCCUCUAUGAACCUGGUCCAGGUGUUUCACUGCCACUUCAACAGCAACUUCUUCCCUCUGUUUCUGGAGCACCUCCUCUCUGACAGCAUCUCUGCCUCCACUGGCUCCAUUCUGCUGGGUAAGACGCAAGAGUACUACUGCUGGUUUUGCUUCAUGACCAGGGAAAGGCGUCAUUCAUGGAAUGGGUUUAGUUUCAUAGCCUGGUCCCAGAUCGAUUUGUGCUGUCUUGCCUAUUCCACAUUUGGUCUGACAAUGACCAUAGGAGUUGGCAAAACUGCACAAACAGAUCUGGGCCCAGGCUAUUAGUUUUGGUCUGUUUUUCUUUUUGGGAAGAUUAGUUCUUAGAAUGUGAGGAAAUUAUUAUUAGUAUUACUAUUAUUAUCAAUAAUUAAUAUUAUUAUUAUUUGUCUACAUACAUUAACAAAUGUAUUUUCAGUCCACUUACACUUGCUCUCAAUUCCUGACAGGGAUCUCUUACAUAGCGCCCCACCUGAACAACCUGUAUUUCCUGACCCUGUGUCAGCGCUACGGGGUCUACACGGUCAUCCGCUGGCUGUUCCUGGUCAAGUUAGCCCUCAGUGUGGCCAUGCUGCUGGCCGGGGCCGACCAGGUCUCCCUGCUGUGCAUCUUCAUCGCCAGGUACUGACACACACAUUUUAGAGAUCAAGGUCAUGUACUCAAGUAAUAUAAGUUAUUUUCAUAUCAAGGACCCAGUGUGAUGUGUUUUUCCAAUACUUGUCAAAGCUGAGCAAAGUUUUGUGUGGCUCUGUUUGCAUUGGGUCUCGCUUGGUGUUGUGUGUCAGCCAAAACAACCAAUCCCUUUAUCAAUAUGGGGCUGGCCAUUGGCUGGGCUCAGCCUACCACUUGUCCUCUUGGCACAGUGCCAUUGUUAUCAUAGAGCACAAUGAUAUAAAGUCAGAGUGGGGGAGAGGCUUUGCUCUAUUGGUUUUGGACUUCAUAUAAAUGCCUUGACCAUUUUUUUUUUUUUUUUUUUUUUUUUUUUUUUUUUCUCCCCUUACUUUUAAACUCCCGCUCAGGAAAAUCUGAUGUAUAAUCCACAUAAUUGUAUAUUAGCAGUUGGAAACAGUGUUGACAACUCUUCAGUAACAACUCUGAAAUAUCCUUCUCCCCCCUCAGUAACCGAGUGUUUACGGAGGGCACCUGCAAGCUGUUGAACCUGGUCAUCACGGACCUGGUGGACGAGGACUUUGUGGUGAACCGGCGCCAGCAGGCGGCAUCAGCGCUGCUCUUCGGCAUGGUGGCCCUGGUAACCAAGCCAGGCCAGACCUUCGCCCCUCUCAUCGGCACCUGGCUGCUGUGUGUCUACACAGGUAUACUGUAUAUGGACAGGGGGGCGAAAGCACAAAAGUCUGUUUUGAUGAAAGCUCCUUGAAGAUGGAAGAGAUGCAGAAAUCAGUCACUGUGAAUGAACUAGAAUCAAACCAACUUCACUAACCUUACUCUAGGCGGAUUCCCACACAUUCAUGCCUGUUAUUUAUUCUAAUCUGCCUAUCUCUUUCCAGGCUACGAUAUCUUUGAGAGAAACGCCGUACAGGACUCUGCGGCAGCGCCCCCCGUCUCGGGCCAAGCGGUCUCCACUGUUCCAUUGCGCCAGGGCUGUUUCUACCUGCUGGUGUUUGUGCCCAUCUCCUGCGCCCUGCUGCAGCUAAUGGCCUGGUCCCGCUUCACCCUCCACGGCCGCAGACUGCAGGGCGUCAAGGCCCAGAGGCAGGGAGCCCAGCACAGCCAAGGCCAUGGACGUCAAGGCCAUCUGAUAUGAGGCCAGCUCGUCCGCACCUUCACUCAACUGCAUGAUCCUAUACCACCCUCUGCCAUUGGGGUCAGCAGCGAGGAACAUAGACUGGAGAACUGAUGACUGAUGAAAUCCCACUGUCUAGUCAGGGACAAAAAUAUUUUUGGGGUGUGAAACUUGCCUUAUUUUGAUAUUAAGAGGACAAAGACUAUAUUUAUGUAUGAACUGAUGACCAAAUGAUACCGCAGAGUCAAUCAAAGAAUAAGAAGCUCAUGCCCCUCUCUGGGGUAGGGAAAAGGUGAAGCCUCCCAUUUAUCCAGCGAGUAGACGAUCAUCCUAGGUUGAGGCGCAGCUUGGAAUGCAUUUCCAUCCCCAAAGGAACACAAAUUGUCACCAACCUUGCUAUUAUAGUGUGGUUAACCAAAGCGAGAGGCUGCAUAGCUAGGUAAUUACUCAUCUUUCUGAUGUGUGUAGAGAAAUAUUAAGUACUAAAAACGUGUGUGCACAUGAGCAUAACAUCUAGACGUUGCUCUUAAAAUUGCAAUAAGGUUUGUGACCAUCACCAUGCUAUUGUGUCUUCAUUAAGUACUUCUAGUACUAAUCUGCAUUUUCAAAAGUGAAAAAUAUUUUUACAUUUUAUUUUACUGUGACUAGAGACUACUUCUACUAAAAUAACUGCCAACUCCAAAAUGUUUUCUCACGCAUUAUGUUUUAACCUGAUAUGUGAAAGCAUUUCAGUGGCUAUAACAAAACAAGGCCCUUCACAUCCUCUGUUUACAUUUGUACCCCAGGUCAGGAAAUAAAUGCAUUUUUAUAGACCAUGAAGAGGAUUGAGAAACAGAUUUGACUGAACAUGAAACUGUUGUGCCAUGAUGACCCGAUUAUAUGAUAAUCAUGGAGAAGAAUACAUUCCAUACUUUUUCAAAGUUAGUUUUAAUACUGCUGCUACAUGCUGUUCUACAUGAAUUGUCUUGAGUGUUAAGGAGUCUGAGAUUCCAUCAUAUCAAUUGAUUUAUCUAAACAAAACUAUUCUUGUAAUUUGUCAAAUAUUGAAGACACCUUCAUGGAAGUGUUUUAGAGUGACUCAGGAAUUGCCGUUUCAGCACAAUAUGAUUUAAGUUCAUUGGCCAGAAGGAAAGCAUAGGUUAUAUCUUACAAGACAGCCUUACAGCAGAGAUGCCUGUAUUUGCCAGUUUUGUUACAAAAUACUGUACAAUGUUUGUCUGGUUGUACCACUGCUCAGUGUAGCAUCUGCCAUUUUCCGACCAUCUUUGUGACUUAUUAAAGUGAUCCCACUACUUGAGA
Molecule: messenger RNA, 4637 nt
Organism: Coregonus sp. 'balchen'
Lineage: Eukaryota; Metazoa; Chordata; Actinopteri; Salmoniformes; Salmonidae
Source: the annotation of a GenBank genome assembly